GUUCUUUUGAUCGGGUGUUCGGGUGGCUUUCCUCUGCGCUUGGGAUAAUAUGCUGACGUUUCUCCUCCUUUUAAUCGCCAUGACUGGGGCGUCCGCCGAAGGGGACCAAGACACGCGGGCCUCACCAGCCUCCCUGCGUCCAAGACAGAAGAAGCAGCUGAUAUACGAUGUCCUUGAAGUCCUAGCAGCAACCAUCCCGGGAGGCGGGGUACCUGGCCUUGAUUACCCUAUCUUAUCGUCUGUUCCUCGCACCAAGUUUUCCUGUCACGACUACGUCGGGUAUUUCGCCGACAGGUCCCCAGAGGCUCGGUGUCAGGUGUACUACGUCUGCCAGGGAGCCAAUCGCAGGGACGCGUUCCUGUGCCCGAACGGGACGAUCUUCAACCAGGGGCUUCUGAUCUGUGAUUGGUGGUUUAAUGUCGAGUGCGGGCCAAUCAGCGGCGCGGUUGUUGAUGAACAUCCUGUGAAGUCUAAACAGAUCGCGUUUAUACCAAGCACCAUUGAAACGAACCCUAACCGUCCCCUUGACUUUUCAUUAAAUGUCUCUCCUUCUACUACAGUAGUUCAAUCCUCCCUUGAAUCGUACGUAGCCCAAGACAAAAGUGAAAAGUAUAAGGAAAUAGAGGAUGAUGGCAAUGAUAAAACUCCAUUCACAAUAUACCACAACACAGUCUUUUCAGAGAAACAAGCAACAGCAGAGAAGAAUCGAUUUGAACCUCUCAGACCUGCAACUACAAUUGAUAACGAUAAUCUUAAGACUUAUGUGACUGUUCAAGCAACUAAGACUGGCAAUGAUGCGUCACAAAGACCUUUCCAUGAAGGGAAUGCAAUACCCAUUGCUAGAACCUAUGAACUUCCAGUAUUUGAAUACUCAGUUAUAAAUCAUCCUAGUGGUUUACAUACGUCAUCCCACAAUACGACAGUUGGCAACUCUAGAGAAACUUACACAACAGAAGUUAUACGUGAUUCUACAAUAUUCACUGGCCAGGGAGGCUUGCAGGUAUAUGAAAUACCAGGCGCAGUCACUGCGACGUAUGCAGACUUGAACGAAUACGCAACAAUUCCCCUCGUAAGCACUGCUUACAGUACCCAAAGGAAGACAACAGCGGUGCCUACUGUGUCUGCAAAAACUCCAGUUCAGAAUAUUCACAAUGAACCUAAAAGUGAAUACACUGUUCUGUCAGUAGCUACUACUUAUCCAGGGCCUUUGGAUAGAUCAGUGCCUGAUUUCAAGGAGAGUUUUGACAGUUCACAAUUCAGAGUGAUAUAUUUAGACCCAACUCCCACUUCAGACCUGUACGAAAAACCAAAAGAUGAAGCUUCCAUCACUUCAGACCUGUACGAAACACUAAGAGAUGAAGCUUUAAUCACUUCAGACCUGUACGAAACACCAAGUGAUGAAGAUUCAAUCACUUCAGACCUAUACGAAACAAGAGAUGACACUUCAGUCACCUCAGAAUUGUACGAAACAAGAGAUGACACUUCAGUCACCUCAGAAUUGUACGAAACAAGAGAUGACACUUCAGUCACCUCAGAAUUGUACGAAACAAGAGAUGACGCUUCAGUCACUUCAGAAUUGUACGAAGCACCUAGAGAUGAAGCUUCAAUCUCUUCAGACCUCUACGAAACACCAAGAGAUGAAGCUCCAAUCAUACUCACUAACUCAAGGAAGUCUCCACUCGAUCACCUGCUGAUGCACAUGAUUAUACAAGAGGCCGAAAAAGCAGGUGAUGCUUUUGGCCAGGUGCCCCUGUACGAGACGCCAGAAAUUCCAAGGCACCAAUCAUCACGUCAAAUCACCCAAGGGGUUUUAAAAGUGGACCUAAAUUAUAGUUCUCGAUCUUCUGAAGAAGAUUCUGAGUCUAGUGCUGAUGAAUCGAAAUAUUCUACGGCUCAUGAUAUUAUUCAAGAUUCCACUGCAGAGGGUCAUUCUUUUCUUAGAGAAGAGACUUAUUCUCCAAAAGAAGAGGAGUAUCCAUUUCAAAAGAGAGAAUUCUCUCCUUCAAAGCAAGACUAUUCCCGAGAAAAUGUUUCUCCACAAAAAGAUGCUUAUCCUCCACCACGAGUAGCAUUAUCUCCACCACAGUUUGAGUAUUCUCCAACUGGAAAUGAAGACUGGCCUCCACAAAAUGAUUACUCUCCUCACCAAGGUGAAUAUUCACCUUCCCAGGUACAAGAAGACCCGUCUUUGAAAGACUAUUCUGUUUCACAAGACUCUAGUCCUCUCAUUUUUAGAAAGCCCACGACAGGACCCAAAUAUCCUCUCUCGCCCACAGAUACAAUUAGUAUUUCAAAAUCUACAUCCUUUGGUCCACUCUUCCGCCACAUAGUGCUUGCAAAUUCAUUCCCCCUGUCCCGAUAUGCGCCUCUUUCGUAAAGCAUCAUGCUUAGUAAAAAUAUUACACUAGCCAAUACAGUGAAACUUCAUGAUUCACUAUUAAUUUCUAGCUUUCAAGUUAGAAUCGUAUUGCGGAUUUAUGGAUGUGAUUGUAAAACUAAAAUACUUGCCUAUAUAAAAGGAAAGGAUGGAUAUGUGGGAGAGGAGGUGGGUAAAUAUAUAUUGUAUUUCGUGUCAAAGCUCAAGCUAUGGGGUCAAAAAAGGCCAUUCAUUACCGCAAUAGAAGACCAACAAAAUGAUAGUGAAAAGGUGGCUGGUGUGAAAUAUAAAAGUAUAUAAUAAAAUGUUACAACGUUGCAGUGAUGACUGAUAGAAAAAUGUACGCAAAUACACAAAAUAAAAUUUUCGAAAAAUUCUGAAUUUUAUUGAGAAUAAUCGGAAUACCUUUGAAAAUUAAAUACAAGCUUUAUUACCAUCCCUACCCCCGGAAUCUCAGUCAAGGAUUUACAAUGUACAAAAGAGGCAUCUCUGUCCGAAAUUCAUGUGAAAACCGUUUAUGUAUUAUUCUCAAACUGCAAUGUAGCAUUAAUUUUCCAUGCGCUGCAAAGAACUUCAUUAAUAAAGGAUAUAGAUGUAUGCAUGCACACGCAUAAA
Macrobrachium nipponense is the source of this 2992-nucleotide messenger RNA. RefSeq lists its product as uncharacterized. The transcript is spliced from 2 exons. The record is from RefSeq and is a predicted model, not a curated record. Gene Ontology annotation, molecular function: chitin binding. Gene Ontology annotation, cellular component: extracellular region. NCBI's taxonomy places the organism in Eukaryota, Metazoa, Arthropoda, Malacostraca, Decapoda, Palaemonidae. Bases 50 to 2377 code for a protein of 775 amino acids.